Messenger RNA from Knipowitschia caucasica, 276 nucleotides. Lineage: Eukaryota; Metazoa; Chordata; Actinopteri; Gobiiformes; Gobiidae. The record is from the annotation of a GenBank genome assembly.
AUGAUGUGUUCCUCUCUGAUGCAGCUAUGGCCCUACCCAAACCGGGCUAUGGUCGUGACAACACCCGAGGCCAUGGUCCUACCUGGACCCGAGGAACCAAGACUUGUGCGAGUCAUUGAUUAUGAUUACAUAUCCACAUAUGGUUAUGAGGACUUUGUCAGGGAGUUCAACAAGCUCCUGGAAGAAGAGUACCAACCAGGAGCUAUGCCGGAGCCUGAAGCUUGCCACGAGAACGAAGCGGCUCCUCAAGGAUUCUGGGUGAUGGACAUUACUUAG